GAGCAGCGUUUUACAGCAGUGGCCUGGCAUCUAUGGGAUGUGCAAAGAUGUCACAAUUAUGGCUUUUGAGUUGGCUAACAAUAAUAACUGGACUACAGUCAACGCAACAAACAGAAAUGAUGACACCGACAAUGAUACCAGUGUUUUUGGAGACACAAACGAAGAUGAUCGUUAGCAAUGCUGCAGGUGCUGCUCAUAAUGGACAGAUCUGCAGUACUUGGGGAAACUUCCACUUCCAUACAUUUGAUGGUAAUUUCUUCCAGCUGCCCUACACCUGUAACUACAUACUUGCCACCAUGUGUGACAGCACCCUCGCUGAUUUUAACAUCCAAAUGAGGAGGGAAUACACUGAUGGCCUUGCUAAAAUGAGCUCUUUUACCAUAAAGCUGGAAGGGAUCGUAAUUAUGCUUUACCAAGGCAACCUUACCAUCAACAAUGAAGUAUUGAUCAUCCCAGGCUAUCAUUAUGGAAUUCGGAUUGAGAAAGUGACCAAUUACAUUAAAAUCAGCUCCAAGUUAGGACUGACAGUGUUUUGGGAUCAAGACAACUCUCUCUCGAUUGAGAUGUCCACAACCUAUGUGAAUAAAACAUGUGGACUCUGCGGGGACUUCAAUGGCAUCCUGCAGAAUGAGUUCAUUGAAAAUGGUCAAACAUUAACUGCAGAAGAAUUUGGCCGUAAAUGGAAGAUGGAUGAACCCACUGAACCAUGUGAGCAGACUCAGCUUAGUCCCCAGAAACACUGCCGGAAAAUGAAACACAAAUGCAAAGAACUACUUUACCACCCUGCAUUCAAAAGCUGUCAUAACUUGUUGCCCACAAAGGUGUAUUUGAAAGCUUGUCUUGUUGACCUGUGUCAGUGCAACAGCAGUCAGCAUAUGUGCAUAUGCAACACAAUAUCCGAGUUCUCACGUCAGUGUGCACAUGCUGGGGGAAAACCAGGAGACUGGAGAUCCAGCGAGUUCUGUGAAAUAAAUUGUCCAUUAAGCAUGGUGCACAGUGAGUGUGGGAGUCCAUGUACAGACACCUGUUCUAACCAGGAGGCGACCCAACUCUGUGCAGAUCACUGUGUGGAUGGAUGUGUCUGUCCAUCUGGAACUGUGCAAGAUGACAUUGGAAAUACUGGUUGCAUCUCUGUUGAUGAAUGCCCUUGCACCCACAAUGGCAAAACCUAUCAACCAGGGGAAUCGUUUACAAGGACUUGUCAACAAUGUGUCUGUUCAAGUGGGCAAUGGAAUUGCCAUACUCUGAAUUGCACUAGCACCUGCUCUUUGCUGGGAGGGUCUCACAUCAUCACGUAUGAUGGCAAAGCUUACAGCUUCCAUGGAAACUGUGAUUAUCUUCUUUCCAAGGAUAGCAUUAAUGAUGUGAAAGUGCUGGUGCAUCUAGCACAGUGUGGCAUGACAGAAAGUGAAACAUGUCUGACUUCUGUGAAGUUCAUCGUCUCAAAAUACUCUGUUACUAUCACAUCCACUGGCAAUGUAUUUCUAAAUGAUGUUACAACCAUGCUUCCAAUUUUUACUGUGGACAUGUCAAUCUUCAAGCUUUCCACAUUCUUUAUUAUUGCUGAGACACCUAGUCUUAAGAUAGUCAUUCAGCUGGUUCCAGUUAUGCAGGUGUACUUGGAAGCCAAGUCAGAACAAAAGGAAACACUGAGUGGUCUGUGUGGGAAUUUCAAUGGCAAACAGGGAGAUGAUUUUAAGACAGAAUCAGGUCUCAUAGAGGGGACAGCCACAACAUUCGCCAGCACAUGGAAGACCACGCUAUGUCAAGAUUAUAGUAUUAGUCUCUUUAACCCCUGUAGUAUGAGUGUGAAAAAAGAGAUAUAUGCCAAGAAAUGGUGUGAGAUGCUCAGUAAUCCAGCAGGACCUUUUUCUGCCUGUCAUUUUGAAGUCAACCCAAAGGAUUACGUAGAAAGAUGCAUGUAUGAUACAUGUAUCUGUGCCCAAAGUGAGGAGUGCAUGUGUGCUGCUGUGUCUUCCUAUGUCUAUGCAUGUGCUACCAGAGGUGUAAUGCUAGAAGGCUGGAGAGAUCACAUGUGUGACACAUUCACAAAGAAUUGUCCAAGCAAUAUGGAGUACUCCUAUAAUCAGACCAGCUGUAGGAAGACCUGCCGCUCUCUUAGUGAAAACGACCAUACCUGCUCGUUGUCCCAUACGCCUGUGGAUGGUUGUGGCUGUCCCAAGAACACCUACCUCAAUGAUGUGGGUGAAUGUGUGCCUGCCUCCGACUGCCCCUGUUACUUCGACAGUGAGGUUUUAGCCCCCAUGCAGGUCAUCAGCAAGGCUGGAACUACAUGCACUUGCAGAGGUGGCACAGUACACUGCACUGGAUCUAAUCCUGUUACUACCUGCUUAGCUCCUAAGGUCUACUUUAACUGUUCGGAUGCUGAACCUGGACAAAAAGGAAUAGAGUGCCAGAAUAGCUGCCAGACCCUGGAGUCAAAUCACUGUACAAGCACACAGUGUAAAUCAGGGUGUGUAUGUCCUGAUGGUCUACUGGCUGAUGGGCAAGGAGGGUGUGUGAAAGAAGAACAAUGUCCAUGUGAUCAUAAUGGAGUGUCUUACCAACCUGGAAAGACAGUAAUGGCAGACUGCAACAGCUGCACUUGUCAAAACAGAAAGUGGACCUGCACGGAGAAGAUAUGUCCCAAAACUUGUACUAUUUAUGGUGACAGUCAUUACAUUAGUUUUGAUGGGAUGAGAUAUACAUUCAAUGGCAACUGUGAAUACACCCUGGCCCAGGACUACUGUGGCAACAGCCAAGGUUCAUUCCGUAUCAUCACUGAGAAUAUCCCCUGUGGCACCACUGGAACCACCUGCUCCAAAUCUAUUAAAAUCUUUUUAGGGAACAAAAUGCUGCUACUGUCAGAGAAGGCUAUCACAUCUGUACAUUAUGAUAAUGGCACAGAGAUCCCUUAUAAAAUACAUUCACUGGGGAUAUACUUAGUUAUUGAGGCUAACAAUAAUAUUGUCCUAUUAUGGGAUAAGAAGACAAGUCUAAGGAUCAAACUUGGGCCCUCAUUUCAGGGCAAAGUGUGUGGACUUUGUGGCAAUUAUGAUGGAGACUGGAAUAAUGAUUUUAUGACUCGUGGUGGUGAGCAAGUGGCUGAGUCAGCUGAAUUUGGAAACAGCUGGAGAGUUUCUGCUACAUGUCCUGAAGCCAGUAGUAUCCUCAGCCCCUGCAAUAUGAGACCUUAUCGGCAGGCCUGGGCCAUAAAACAAUGCAGCAUUCUCAAGAGUCAUGUCUUCAGCACAUGUCACUCAGUAGUUGACCCAACUCAAUAUUAUGAUGCCUGUGUGCAAGACACAUGUGCCUGUGAUGCUGGUGGAGAUUGUGAGUGUUUCUGCACUGCUGUGGCAGCCUAUGCUGCAGCAUGCAGUGAGCAAGGAGUCUGCAUUUCGUGGAGGAACCCGACCAUUUGUCCAUUGUUCUGUGACUACUAUAACACACAUGAAGGCUGUGAGUGGCACUACAAACCCUGUGGACCGCCCUGCAUGAAAACCUGCAAAAACCCCAAAGGAGUCUGCAACAGUAAAAUCCCCCCAUUAGAAGGCUGUUUUCAUCAGUGCCCUUCAGACAGGCCAUACCUGCAUGAGUCAACAAUGAAAUGUGUUCCAGAUUGCUACUGUAAGCAUGAAGGAAAGAUAUAUGAAAUUGGAGAAAUACUAUACAACACAACAGAUGGAGAUAGAAUAUGCAUGACUAUAUGUGGGCAAAAUGGAACAAUUGUCAGUAAUAUGAGCUUAUGCAUUACUUCUACUACCACUGUUUCAACAACAAUUUCUUCUACAGCACCGACCACCACAGUAACUACUGUAAGUCCCCCAACCACAACAGAAACAUUUUCUACAACAGCAGGAACAUCAACCUCAACCACAGAAACAUCAACAACAAAGCCGACCACUACAUUAACUACUGUAACUCCCACAAUCACAACAGAAAGUAUAACAACAAUAACAAGCACAGUUAUCAACACAGAAACAACCACAGAAACAUCCACUUCUUCAACAACAAAACCGACCACCACAGUAACUACUGUAAGUCCCACAACUACAACAUUUUCUACAACAACAGCAGGAACAUCAACCUCAACCACAGAAACAUCCACUUCAACAACAUUUUCUACAACAACGUCAGGAACAUCAACCUCAACAACACCUAUUUGCCAGUAUUGCUAUUGGUCAGUGUGGUUCAACAACAACAAUCCGGGUUAUGCGCAAGAUGGAAAUGACACUGAAUCUAUACACAAACUUUGGGAAUCAAAUAAAAUUAGCUGUAAGGAACCGGAAAAUAUUGAGUGCAGGGCCACACAAUAUAAAGACCAGCCUUUAUCAAACUUGGGUCAGAAGGUGACAUGUAAUGUUACUGUUGGUCUGAUUUGUAAUAACAUAGACCAAGAAGGGAUUUGUUUUGAUUAUGAGAUACGGGUGAAAUGCUGUGAUGCAAUAUGCCCACCAAGCACAACCACAGCAACAACACCGACCACUACAGUAACUACUGUAACUCCCACAACAUUUUCUACAACAACAGCAGGAACAUCAACCUCAACCACAGAAACAUCCACUUCUUCAACAACAAAACCGACCACCACAGUAACUACUGUAAGUCCCACAACCACAACAUUUUCUACAACAACAGCAGGAACAUCAACCUCAACCACAGAAACAUCCACUUCAACAACAUUUUCUACAACAACGUCAGGAACAUCAACCUCAACAACACCUGUUUGCCAGUAUUGCUAUUGGUCAGUGUGGUUCAACAACAACAAUCCGGGUUAUGCGCAAGAUGGAAAUGACACUGAAUCUAUACACAAACUUUGGGAAUCAAAUAAAAUUAGCUGUAAGGAACCGGAAAAUAUUGAGUGCAGGGCCACACAAUAUAAAGACCAGCCUUUAUCAAACUUGGGUCAGAAGGUGACAUGUAAUGUUACUGUUGGUCUGAUUUGUAAUAACAUAGACCAAGAAGGGAUUUGUUUUGAUUAUGAGAUACGGGUGAAAUGCUGUGAUGCAAUAUGCCCACCAAGCACAACCACAGCAACAACACCGACCACUACAGUAACUACUGUAACUCCCACAACAUUUUCUACAACAACAGCAGGAACAUCAACCUCAACCACAGAAACAUCCACUUCUUCAACAACAAAACCGACCACCACAGUAACUACUGUAAGUCCCACAACCACAACAUUUUCUACAACAACAGCAGGAACAUCAACCUCAACCACAGAAACAUCCACUUCUUCAACAACAAAACCGACCACCACAGUAACUACUGUAAGUCCCACAACCACAACAUUUUCUACAACAACAGCAGGAACAUCAACCUCAACCACAGAAACAUCCACUUCAACAACAUUUUCUACAACAACGUCAGGAACAUCAACCUCAACAACACCUGUUUGCCAGUAUUGCUAUUGGUCAGUGUGGUUCAACAACAACAAUCCGGGUUAUGCGCAAGAUGGAAAUGACACUGAAUCUAUACACAAACUUUGGGAAUCAAAUAAAAUUAGCUGUAAGGAACCGGAAAAUAUUGAGUGCAGGGCCACACAAUAUAAAGACCAGCCUUUAUCAAACUUGGGUCAGAAGGUGACAUGUAAUGUUACUGUUGGUCUGAUUUGUAAUAACAUAGACCAAGAAGGGAUUUGUUUUGAUUAUGAGAUACGGGUGAAAUGCUGUGAUGCAAUAUGCCCACCAAGCACAACCACAGCAACAACACCGACCACUACAGUAACUACUGUAACUCCCACAACAUUUUCUACAACAACAGCAGGAACAUCAACCUCAACCACAGAAACAUCCACUUCUUCAACAACAAAACCGACCACCACAGUAACUACUGUAAGUCCCACAACCACAACAUUUUCUACAACAACAGCAGGAACAUCAACCUCAACCACAGAAACAUCCACUUCUUCAACAACAAAACCGACCACCACAGUAACUACUGUAACUCCCACAACAUUUUCUACAACAACAGCAGGAACAUCAACCUCAACCACAGAAACAUCCACUUCUUCAACAACAAAACCGACCACCACAGUAACUUCAUCAACCACACCGACUACGAGCACUACUCCUACACCAACCACGAGCACUACUCCUACACCAACCACGAGCACUACACCAACCACGAGCACUACACCAACCACGAGCACUACUCCAACCACGAGCACUACUCCAACCACGAGCACUACUCCAACCACGAGCACUACACCAACCACGAGCACUACACCAACCACGAGCACUACACCAACCACGAGCACUACACCAACCACGAGCACUACACCAACCACGAGCACUACUCCAACCACGAGCACUACUCCAACCACGAGCACUACACCAACCACGAGCACUACACCAACCACGAGCACUACACCAACCACGAGCACUACUCCAACCACGAGCACUACACCAACCACGAGCACUACACCAACCACGAGCACUACUCCAACCACGAGCACUACUCCAACCACGAGCACUACACCAACCACGAGCACUACACCAACCACGAGCACUACUCCAACCACGAGCACUACUCCAACCACGAGCACUACACCAACCACGAGCACUACACCAACCACGAGCACUACACCAACCACGAGCACUACUCCAACCACGAGCACUACUCCAACCACGAGCACUACACCAACCACGAGCACUACACCAACCACGAGCACUACUCCAACCACGAGCACUACACCAACCACGAGCACUACUCCAACCACGAGCACUACUCCAACCACGAGCACUACUCCAACCACGAGCACUACUCCAACCACGAGCACUACACCAACCACGAGCACUACACCAACCACGAGCACUACACCAACCACGAGCACUACUCCAACCACGAGCACUACUCCAACCACGAGCACUACUCCAACCACGAGCACUACUCCAACCACGAGCACUACACCAACCACGAGCACUACACCAACCACGAGCACUACACCAACCACGAGCACUACUCCAACCACGAGCACUACACCAACCACGAGCACUACUCCAACCACGAGCACUACACCAACCACGAGCACUACACCAACCACGAGCACUACACCAACCACGAGCACUACUCCAACCACGAGCACUACACCAACCACGAGCACUACACCAACCACGAGCACUACUCCAACCACGAGCACUACACCAACCACGAGCACUACACCAACCACGAGCACUACACCAACCACGAGCACUACUCCAACCACGAGCACUACACCAACCACGAGCACUACACCAACCACGAGCACUACACCAACCACGAGCACUACUCCAACCACGAGCACUACUCCAACCACGAGCACUACUCCAACCACGAGCACUACACCAACCACGAGCACUACACCAACCACGAGCACUACACCAACCACGAGCACUACACCAACCACGAGCACUACUCCAACCACGAGCACUACACCAACCACGAGCACUACACCAACCACGAGCACUACUCCAACCACGAGCACUACUCCAACCACGAGCACUACUCCAGCCACGAGCACUACUCCAACCACGAGCACUACUCCUACACCAACCACGAGCACUCCAACUUCAGAACCACCUCCUGAGAAUUGCAUACACCUAAAUCCACCAAGAAAGGAUGGAGAACGCUGGAAGGAAAAUUGUUUUGAAAAAACAUGCAAGAAUGGCUCUAUUAUCUCAAAAUAUGUGCAAUGUGUCAACUCAAAUCUUCCUAUGCCAGUAUGUGAAAAUGGUCUCUCUCCUGUUAAAGUCUAUGAAGAUAAGACUGGAUGUUGCUAUCAUUAUGAAUGUCAAUGCAAAUGUUCUGGUUGGGGAGAUCCACAUUAUACCACUUUUGAUGGGAAGUAUUAUACUUUCCAAGGAAACUGCACAUAUGUUUUGGUCCAGGAGAUCGUCCAGAAGUACAAGUUCUCUGUCCACAUCAAGAACUAUAUAUGCGACACUGUUCAUAAAUUGGCUUGUCCUGAGUAUUUGACUAUAUACUAUAAAUCAUAUAAAAUCGAUUUAAAACAGACAAGAAACCCAACUGUGAAUGAAGUAUUUGUCAACAAUGUAAAGAAGACCACAGUUUACUCAAAUGCAGACUUCUCCAUAACCACGACGGGUAUUGCGAUGACUGUAGACAUUCCUGCUAUCCAAUCUAAAGUUACCUUCAAAGGCUUGUACUUCAGCAUCACCCUGCCAUAUUCCCUAUUCUACAGUAACACAGAAGGACAGUGUGGCAAAUGCGACAACAACAAAUCAAAUGACUGCAUACUGCCUAAUGGAAAAGAAAUCCAGUCAUGUGAGGAAAUGGCUAAUGAGUGGCAAGUGAAUAAUACAAAUUGCCACAAACCUCCACCAAUUACCCCACCCAUAACCACAUGUGAUCCUGGCAUCUGCAAAAUCAUCUUCAACAAAGCAUUUGAAAAAUGCCACAAAGUCCUUGACCCAGAAAACUACUUCAAGGCAUGUAAUUAUGAUGUGUGCAAUAUGGAGAAUGCAACUGGUUGUUCCAGCCUGGAGACUUACGCUGAAAUGUGUGCUGACCAAUCUAUAUGUGUGGACUGGAGGGGCUUAACUCAUGGACUGUGCGCACCCGACUGUCCCAAACAUAAAGUUUACAUGCCAUGUGGGCCGAAAGUGGAAUCCACCUGCAAUUCAAAGUACAAUGAAAAGUUUGUAAAUUGUGAGUCGCAUGUUUGUCAUGAUCAAUUCCAAGAAGGAUGCUUCUGCCCUAAUGGCACCACCCUCUUUGACACUGCUUCAGAUAUAUGCACAGAGUUCUGUGGUUGUAUAGGUUCUGAUGGACUGCCCAAACAGCCGGGAGAUAAAUGGCGCUCACAAUGUAAAGAGUGUACAUGUAGUAAAGAAUCCAUGGGUCCACUGUGUGAACCAGUUUCAUGUCCAAGCCCAGAGGUCUGUACCAAAACAGGCUAUGAGCUUCAGACUGUGGACUGCUGUCAGAAGUGUGUGUGCAAUUACAGCUUGUGCCCCAGAGCCAUGGCAAAGUGCCCAGUUGGAUUUGAGCUAGUACAAAACAGCACAUAUAUUGACUGUUGCGCAGCUUUCUAUUGCGCUCCCAAGCAUGUGUGUCUCGUCGGUAAAAAUGAGUACUUGCCUGGUGAUAAAGUUCCAACCAACUCCUGUGAAGUCUGUGUUUGUGGUUCAACUGUGAACUCCAGCACGAACCUUCUUAAUACAGAAUGCACUUCUAUGCACUGCAACACAACCUGCUCUAUGGGCUUUUCCUAUGAAGAUAUGCCAGAGCACUGCUGUGGAAAGUGUGUACAACAAAAGUGUAUAUAUGACAAUGCAGAUCCACCCAAUAACAUAACCACAGUUGAGGUUGGACAGAGCUGGACUCCUCCAAACGAUCAGUGUGUGACUUUCAAUUGCACGAAAGUCAACAACGUGUUCAUCUUGGUGAAGAUACCCCCUUCGUGUCCUGAGUAUAAUCCAGAAGAGUGCAUUUCUGGCACAGAGAAAACCACUUCAGAUGGAUGUUGCAAAACAUGUCAGCAGCAUACCUGCCGUGUGUUAAAGAACAGCACCUACUUGAAGGUUAAUGACUGUACCUCCAUCCAGCCUGUAGAGGUAGCCUCCUGCUCUGGAUCCUGCGAGACCAGUUCAAUAUAUUCAAUGGCUGCGAACACCAUGACGCACCACUGCUCCUGUUGUCAGGAGCUCCGAACCAGCAGCAAGGAAGUGCCACUCCGUUGUGCCGACCAUAGCGUGAAACAAUACACCUACACUUAUGUAGAAGAGUGUGGAUGCCAUAUCACAGAGUGCAAAGACUCAAAUUCCUUGAAAUAAGAUUAAUUUUCAAUAUUAAGUCAAUGAUUCAUUAAAAUGAGCCUGCUAAGCCAGAUAUUCACCUAUGUGUGCAAAUAAUAUAAUCAAAUUUACUGAAGCUCAUAUGAAGACAAAAUGAUAUUUACUAUGUCUUAAUAACUCAAACAAAAAAUUUCCUCUGACUUGUGAUUCUAAAACACUUCAUACCACUUCAUAUCAUUACAGCUUACAGAAUCUAAAUAGAACAUGAUGUAUUAAAGGAUAUAAUGAAUUAAUUCCUUUGUGUAAUGCUAGAAAUAUGUUUCAUGACAAAUACAUUGUAUGAUUUCGUUUGCAUGAGAACAGAAUUUUGUGUUUUGGUAUCAAGUUGAACAUAUAUAGGAUAUAAACACUUUCCUUUCCUUCAUGCUUUGUCUUUCUCCGGUGUUGAAGGUUAUACUAAUAUAUAUAUAUUCUUUCUUUGAUAUAAUU
Neoarius graeffei (lesser salmon catfish) is the source of this 10229-nucleotide messenger RNA. Its product is annotated as mucin-2-like. The transcript has 49 exons. The record is from RefSeq and is a predicted model, not a curated record. Lineage: Eukaryota; Metazoa; Chordata; Actinopteri; Siluriformes; Ariidae. The coding region runs from base 33 to 9779 and encodes 3248 amino acids. Gene Ontology annotation, molecular function: protein binding. Gene Ontology annotation, cellular component: extracellular matrix.